GCGACAGUAACGGUGGUGAGCGUCGAUCAUUGAGAUACGGGACAUUUCGUACGCGCGUCAAUAAAUCGCUCGACAUGAAGUUGUUUGUGGUAGCUGUGUGCGCGUGUCUUGCUUUGGUAGCAGCCGCCGUGCCUCAAAAGAGAUUCGGAGUGCCGCUAAGCGCUGAGGAUGAUUGCAACCCCAACAUAAGAGCCAGGAAUUUCUCGGCCGAUCCUAAUGACUGCCAAGUGUUCUACAUCUGCGACAACGGAUGGCCAAAGAUCUCCUUCUGUCCGGGCGUGACCGUCUGGACGCCGGCCGCGGAGCGAUGCUUGAACAGGCACGAGGCCGAGAACGCCGUCUGUCAGUUUGUCUACGUUCCCGAGGCGGUCGAAAUCGGCGUCGGUCUCGCUCCCGUCGAUGAGACGUGCGACUUUCAGUGCGAGGAUAACAGCGGCUGCAUCGCCCGCCGCGCACAGUGCGACGGCAUCUCACACUGCCGCGACGGCUCGGACGAGCGCGACUGUGCACCACCAUGCGAUCUUGAUCGGUGCAGACUACCUGACUGUAAGUGCAGCGAUACUCUCAUUCCCGGCGGACUCCUGGCCAGCCAAGUACCUCAGUUAGUGAUGAUUGGUUGGGAUGAGGCGGUCCGUGUGGAGGAUUACAACCAUCUUUACCAGCAGAUUUUCAAGAAGCUGUCGUCAGCUAGACGCAGGGAGCCGCGCAGGAACGCCGAUGGCUGCCCGAUGACGGGAACCUUCUUCGUUAGCCAUCAGUUCACGGACUACGCUGCCGUGAAUGCUCUAUACGCCGAAGGAAACGAAAUAGCUACUCACUCCGUCAGUAAGCAGCUGCCGGCCGAGUACUGGCGUGACAGCGAACGCCGCGUGUGGCACGAGGAGUUCGUCACAAUGCGUCUGCUGCUCAACCAGCUCGGCAACGUGAAGGCGGAGGACAUUGUCGGCAUGCGCGCCCCCUACCUGCAGACGGCUGGCGACGACACGAUCAUCAUGGCGCAGCGCAACAACUUCCUCUAUGAUUCGUCGUACGCCACCGACAGGAACGACUACCCGAUCUGGCCGUACACGUUCGACUACCGCUCGACCGCCGGCUGCGCCGUGGAGCCGUGCCCGCUGCAGUCGCUGCCAGGCGUCUGGGAGAUCCCGCUAGUUGACUGGAUCGACACGAACAACACACUGUGCGAGAACGUCGACAGCUGCUACUUCCCGGAGACGAAGCAGGAGGCGAUGGAGCUGCUCUUCUCCAACUUCGCGCGCCACUACCAGACGAACAAGGCGCCGUUCGCGAUCAAUCUGCGCGCGCGCUGGUUCCUCGACGACGGCAUGCACAACCUGGAAGCGCUGCAGGAUUUCCUCGAGGGCGUCGAGCGCAUGGACGACGUCUACGUGGUGACGUUCGCGCAGGCGCUGCAGUGGGUGCGCGACCCGACGCCGCUCAACGACAUGGACGGCUUCUUCAACUGCGACUACAGAGACCGGACGCCGAUGUGCGAGCACCCGACCCUCUGCGGAUACUACAACAUCACCUAUCAGCCGAACGACGUCGACCACCAGGGCGACCGCUUCUUCAUGACCUGCAACGAGUGUCCGCCGCAGUACCCGUGGGUGAUGCCCAUCGACACUCUACGCGCUCUCGGUCUGUAGACGUGCUCUGCCAUUGACGUGCUCAGCUUAGUCGAUAAACUCUGCUGCUGCUCUUGGUCUGUAGCUUAGAUGCUCGGUGUGUAGAUUGUGUUUUUGGUGUGUACUCCUCGCUAUGCGCUCGGUCUAUAGCUUGUAUGCUUGGCGUGUAGAUUUUGUAUUCGGUGUGCACGUUUUAUGAUCUUGUGUGUGCGCUAGUUUGGUCUGUAGUUUGUGUGCUUGGCAUGCAGGUUGAAUGUUUACAGCAUGGAUUAUGUUAUACCUUUGCGUGCUUUGCUGCUUUGCGUGUAGGUUAUGGACUUACGUCAGUAGAUUGGAGUCUAGGUUAUAGAUCGUUUUACGUAAAACAUUGUAGGCCCGAUCUACAUGCCGCGCGCGUGCGUGCGUGCGUGCGUGCGUGCGUGCGCGUGUGUGUGUGUGUGUGUGUGUGCCUGUGU
Molecule: messenger RNA, 2080 nt
Organism: Priapulus caudatus
Lineage: Eukaryota; Metazoa; Priapulida; Priapulimorpha; Priapulimorphida; Priapulidae
Exons: 6
Coding region: 75-1646 (523 amino acids)
Biological process (GO): carbohydrate metabolic process
Cellular component (GO): extracellular region
Molecular function (GO): protein binding; chitin binding
Source: RefSeq, a predicted model, not a curated record